AUGUGUACAGAUCAGGCAGGUGGUCUGAAUAAGUUUGAAUCAAAUGUCCAUGACGAAUUACCACUACGCAGCUUGUCAGGAACCAACCCACUUAUGGAUAGCUUUGAUGUUUACCAUCAUUCCGCAUACAAAUCGUCAACAAAUGAGUUCUUAGAAAAGCCAAGAAUUGUUGUUGAUAGUAUAAAAAAUGGUCUUACAUCUCUUCAUCCUAAUAAUAUGUCAACUCGAGAAGAAAUGUCUUCCUUUAAAUCGCUGAAUAUAGUUUAUACAACUCAAAGUAAUUCGAAUCAGAUUCAGAGCAAAUUAAUCAAUACUAAUAGUAUAACAACAGAAAUGGGUUCUGUUAAUUCGUUGAACGAUAAUGAUUAUAGAAAAAUAGAUUUAGAAGAUGGAACAUCAACGUUUGGGAAUUCACACAAUACUCCAACUGAUAACAACAAUGAUUACCUAAUAAGAAUCAAUAACAAGACGACAAAUCUGCCUCUUAACUCAGAAUUCCCUAGCAAAACACAAUAUGUGAACUCAUCAAUGUUGUCUGAGGACUAUAUGUAUAGACGUAACUCAAAUGAUCAUGGAAAUAUGAAUGAAAUUAAUCAGUACGCUGGAAAUUAUGAAUCCAAAAUCUUUAAUUCAUUUUACAUUCCACCUUUUCCAAAUGAUUUGAAUACAGAGUCUUGUUUAAACUCAACAAUGGACAAGUCCACUUGCUUAAAUCAUGGGAUGAAAUCGAGACCUCAGGGUUCUGGACAGAUCCAGCUAUGGCAGUUCCUGUUAGAACUGUUGGCAGAUAGUCAAAAUAUAGCAUGCAUCACGUGGGAAGGAAAUGAUGGUGAAUUCAAGUUACUCGAUCCAGACGAGGUGGCAAGACGAUGGGGUGAGAGGAAGUCAAAGCCGAAUAUGAAUUACGACAAACUGAGUCGUGCUCUACGGUACUAUUACGACAAAAAUAUUAUGACUAAAGUACACGGAAAAAGAUAUGCAUAUAGAUUCGACUUCACAGGUCUUGCACAAGCUAUGCACUCAUCGUGUUCGCCAACUUCUUCCCGUGGAUUGUUGACGUCAUCACCAAUUCGUGGAACACUUCCAGACUGUCGGCGACUUGGAUCAAAGGGUGGUGAAAUUCCAGAUAAAUCCAGGAUUUCAUGGAAAAAUAUCCAAGUUGCUGCAGCCGCAGCUGCAGCAACUUGUUAUUUAAAUUGUCCUAAUAAACAGCUAUCAACUUCAUUCAGUGAUAUAAAUGAUCUCACUUCCUGCCCAUUGUCUAAUUUGCAGAGGAAUAAAAUUUCCAACAACGGAUUUUCAAAAACGCACCAAACCAUAUUACGUCUUUAA
This is a messenger RNA of Schistosoma mattheei, 1332 nucleotides long. NCBI's taxonomy places the organism in Eukaryota, Metazoa, Platyhelminthes, Trematoda, Strigeidida, Schistosomatidae. The record is from the annotation of a GenBank genome assembly.